This is a messenger RNA of Oncorhynchus kisutch (coho salmon), 2489 nucleotides long. RefSeq names its product methylthioribose-1-phosphate isomerase. The transcript is spliced from 6 exons. NCBI's taxonomy places the organism in Eukaryota, Metazoa, Chordata, Actinopteri, Salmoniformes, Salmonidae. Bases 211 to 1272 code for a protein of 353 amino acids. Gene Ontology annotation, molecular function: S-methyl-5-thioribose-1-phosphate isomerase activity. The record is from RefSeq and is a predicted model, not a curated record.
AGGGUCGGUUUCCUGCCGGGGUAAGCACGUGGUUCCGUAUGUGUGUCAGACAGAGGUUUUCUGAGCUACCCCUCUCUUUUUCCCCCCCAGACAGUUAAUAUUCGUUUUCCAGCACUUUUAUCCUCUACCAACCCACGACGAUUCGAAACGACAACCGGGAGGAGUGUGUGUGUGUGUGUUGUGCCAUCCGAUCCAUCUCGUUCGCGGGUCAUGACGCUCGAGGCGAUCCGUUACCGGGCCGGGUCUCUGCAGAUUCUUAACCAGCUGCUCCUACCGCAGGAGACUGUGUUCGACGAGGUCCGCACAGUGCAGGACGGUUAUGAAGCGAUCAAGUCCAUGAAGGUACGGGGGGCACCUGCCAUCGCCAUCGUAGGCUGUCUGAGCCUGGCAGUGGAGCUGCGCGCAGGUGCCGGUGGCAACGACCCCGUGACCUUCAUCCGGGAGUCUCUGUGUCACCUGACUUCUGCAAGACCCACGGCCGUCAAUAUGGGCCGGGCCGCCCGAGAACUGAUGGAGUUUGCCGAGAACGAGAGCAUGGAGAAAAACCCAGAACAACUCACAGAGAGUGUGAUUGGCUGGAUCGAGGAGAUGCUGGAGCGGGAUGUCAAUGACAACAAGAAGAUCGGUAACUACGGAGCUCAGCACAUCCUGUCUGGUGUUCCCCGAGACUCUGUCACUAUCUUAACUCACUGCAACACCGGGUCUCUGGCCACGGCAGGAUACGGCACCGCACUGGGUGUGGUGCGUUCCCUCCAUGCUCUCGGCAGACUGAAGCGGAUGUAUUGUACAGAGACCAGACCCUAUAACCAAGGGGCCAGACUGACAGCCUAUGAGGCCGUGGCUGAAGGUUUCCCUGCUACUCUCAUCACAGACAGCAUGGCUGCACUCACCAUGAGGGAGAAGAGCAUCACAGCUGUUGUCGUAGGGGCGGACAGGGUGGUUGCUAACGGUGACACGGCCAACAAAAUCGGCACGUACCAGCUGGCCAUCGCCGCAAAGCACCAUGGGAUCCCGUUCUACGUGGCGGCGCCCAGCACGUCAUGUGACCUGAGUCUGGAGAGCGGCCGACACAUUGUCAUCGAGGAGCGUCCCGCCGAGGAACUCACCAGCAUCAACGGAGUACCCAUCGCUGCCCCGGGUAUUGAUGUGUGGAACCCGGCGUUUGACGUGACCCCCCACCAGCUGAUAACGGGGGGCAUCAUCACAGAGCUGGGGGUGUUUCUGCCCUCGGAGCUGCAGGCAGCACUCACCGGCCGUCUCACUGCCCUGUAGACGGCGCUAUCACCACCCGCUGGCCGCCGUGCGCUACUGCACCUUAAUGUUCCUGCUCUCACUCUCUCAUACGACUUCCGCGUCCUCACACACACAGCUGAUGUGGAAGCCUAGUUUUGUUACAUUUACACACACACAGUCAGUGUUCUACAAACUCACACGUUUUACGGUCUCACACACACACAUCAAACGCAGGAACUCAGACACACACAUCCAACCCCCUCCCACUCCUGUCUCUCCCUCUCUCUCCUCUCUGGUCCCUCCUGUGUUCAUCUCCUGUCUCUCUCCUCUCUCUGGUCUCUCCUGUCCCUCCCUCUCUCUCCUCUCUCUGGUCUCUCCUCUCUCUGGUCUCUCCUGUCUCUCUCUGGUCUCUCCUCUCUCUGGUCUCUCCUGUCCUUCCCUCUCUCUGGUCUCUCCUGUCCUUCCCUCUCUCUGGUCUCUCCUGUCCCUCCCUCUCUCUGGUCUCUCCUGCCCCUCCCUCUCUCUCCUCUCUCUGGUCUCUCCUCUCUCUGAUCUCUCCUCUCGCUGGUCUCUCCUGCCCCUCCCUCUCUCUCCUCUCUCUGGUCUCUCCUCUCUCUGGUCUCUCCUCUCUCUGGUCUCUCCUGUCUCUCUCUGGUCUCUCCUGUCCCUCCGUCUCUCUGGUCUCUCCUGCCCCUCCCUCUCUCUCCUCUCUCUGGUCUCUCCUCUCUCUGAUCUCUCCUCUCUCUGGUCUCUCCUGCCCCUCCCUCUCUCUCCUCUCUCUGGUCUCUCCUCUCUCUGGUCUCUCCUCUCUCUGGUCUCUCCUGUCUCUCUCUGGUCUCUCCUGUCCCUCCCUCUCUCUGGUCUCUCCUGCCCCUCCCUCUCUCUCCUCUCUCUGGUCUCUCCUCUCUCUGAUCUCUCCUCUCUCUGGUCUCUCCUGUGUUCAUCUCCUGUCACCGACAGAACGAACCAGUCUCCUUCAGAAGAACUGGCCUAUACUACAUCCUAAUCAGAUUUCAGAGUUCUCCGAACAACGUUAGGAAUGAAAAAUUUAACAGUUAUACCCAAUCACAAUAUUAUAUAUUCACAUGUAGUUUUCUCUGGAAAAGUGUUUUAUAGAAAUGUGAGUUUAAGAAAAUUGAUGUUGAGUCUCAAAUAGCACCUUAUUCCCUUUAUAGUGCACUAUUUGACUACAGCCCAUAGGCUCUGGUCUAAAGUAGUGCACUAUAUAGGGAACAUGGCUCUGGUCUAAAAUAGUG